AACCCAUCAGGUGCAAUGUUCGUCAAAUCUUAUGUGAAUGCGAAGAACCGACCUGGUAUAAACUCUUCUGCACAUCUGAUGACCCUUGUGUUUACAAAACAUCUGACAUUUCCAUCAACCGUACGAAAGAUUUCUCACUCGCAGAACCAAAAUAAACCUUCAGCUGUUCGUUCCGAAAUUCGAUUCGCAAGGAUGGCCAGCCGAAUUUUCAGCACCUCGACUCGUGCACUGCAACUCAUGAGACGCCGUGUCAUCAGUAAUCAAAUUUACGGUAGCCAAUAUUCCACUAUCAAGGACGAAAUUACGCACACCGGACAGUACUACGAUGACAAGGAUUAUCGCAAUGCUCGCUUCGUGAAUGCCGACAAGGUGGUCAACCAGAAUUGGGCCAUCAAACUGGUCGACGAGGCUCCCAUCAUCGAAAGCACUGCUCGAGUUGUUUACUGUGACGGAGGAAUCGAACCGGCACUGGGCCACCCAAAGGUGUACAUAAAUUUGGAUAAACCGGGAGCCCAUAUCUGCGGAUAUUGUGGCCAGCGAUUCCAGAAGAAAGAAGGCCACCAUCACUAAGUGGUACAUGUUGGUUUGGUUUGAAUUGGUUGGAUUUUCUGUAAACAUCUGAAAGAAAAAUAAAUAAAAGUAGGCAAUUUUUGGUGUAAACUAAUAAAACAA
Uranotaenia lowii is the source of this 672-nucleotide messenger RNA. RefSeq names its product NADH dehydrogenase [ubiquinone] iron-sulfur protein 6, mitochondrial-like. Gene Ontology annotation, biological process: mitochondrial electron transport, NADH to ubiquinone. The transcript has 4 exons. The record is from RefSeq and is a predicted model, not a curated record. NCBI's taxonomy places the organism in Eukaryota, Metazoa, Arthropoda, Insecta, Diptera, Culicidae. The coding region runs from base 16 to 570 and encodes 184 amino acids.